Messenger RNA from Hydractinia symbiolongicarpus, 2169 nucleotides. Its product is annotated as bifunctional peptidase and (3S)-lysyl hydroxylase JMJD7-like. Gene Ontology annotation, molecular function: 2-oxoglutarate-dependent dioxygenase activity. Bases 717 to 2168 code for a protein of 483 amino acids. The transcript has a single exon. Lineage: Eukaryota; Metazoa; Cnidaria; Hydrozoa; Anthoathecata; Hydractiniidae. The record is from RefSeq and is a predicted model, not a curated record.
AGGAUUGGCAAAAAAUCUGACGGACAAGUAUUGAGCCUAACUUUCUCGGCGCUUAGUGAUUCGGCGACAGAAAAAAUAGGCUGAGAAAUAAUUUCAUCGAUUUUCAAAUUUUUGUAUUGAUUUAGAAGGUGCUGUAAAAUCUUACGGUCAAAAUUUUGGGAACAUUCAAGAAACUGAUUUUAUAGGCAGAAGAAGUUAGAAGGUAUAAAUUUCUCGCAGAAUUUUAUUUCCCAGGUAAGAGGUCGACAAUUAGUUAAGGUAUCUCUAUAAAUUGGAUAUUUUUAAAUAUUUUCUAACUUGUUAAAUUUGUUUCUCAGCUCAAUUUAUCGGUUUACAUUUCCGCAAGUCCUAAUUCGCCUCACCUGAAAAACUGAUCAUUAGGGUCGACAAGAUUUGAACGGGUAAGGUAAUAAGUCAGAUGAAAAAAUUAAGAUCGAUGAAAAAUGGAUAACUGAAAACGAUAAAGUUAGCAUCAAACACGCUUUUACUUCAAAGGUAUGGCAAACACUAUGACAAUGAGACUACAUAAUCUUGUUUCCGCACAUAAUUUGAUCUCGAUAGAUUGCAUUCCGUGUUAUUGACAAAAACAAGCAACAACAUCAAUGGUGUCACUAUAAAGUAGUUCUCACCAAACAAAUCAAUGGGAAACUACGCGCAAACGCUUGAUAACAUUUCUUGCUUAUUGUUUCAGGUUGACUAACACACAAAAAUUAGAAAUGUACCGUGAAUUGAUAUGUUUAAUUUUUACAGUGCAGUUGGCAGCAUCAGAACUCCAAGAUUUCUCUCUGCGAGAUGUCCAGGAAACUAUUAAACGCUCUCACCUCCUCCUUAGUUUGCGCCCGCGAGACAGUGACGCCAUUUUGAAGACACUGUCAUGGUUGUUUCAAAACGAAAGUAUUGAGUUUGGUAUUUGGAAUCCAAAACCAGGUGACGUCAUAAAAUGGAAACACGCACACGAGGGGGAGAAUUUAGCUUUCUUUGAAAAGAGACUUAAAGAUCGAAGAUGUUUAGUGAAACCGAAUCUGCUGUAUACGCCCACAGCGGUUGGUAUUGACGGCGACGAUACGUCGUUAGCUGAUGUCGUCAAGUUUCUUAACGAUGCCUGUUUUGCUUUUGUAACACCAAGUGGUAGAAUAACCAGAGCUGGAAAAGUGAGACAUAAUAUUCUUAAAAAUAUUUUUCGUGUGACUCACUCUUUAUUGAGCAGUUCUCGAUGUGAGCGCAUAAGUCCGCCUACAAUGAAAGAAUUCGUCACCAAAUAUAUGUAUCGUUCCAGGCCAGUAAUAAUCGAGAACGCUAUAAAUCAUUGGCCAGCCCUAAAAGACUGGUCCAACGAGUUUUUGCGUCGUAAAUAUGGUAACCAGAAGGUUCACGUGAAGAUGACACCAAAUGGCGAGUUUGAAGGGUGUGACGAAGCUCGUAAAUUUGAAAACUUCGACACUUUUCGCGUUCCAAAACAUGUUCGCGACCAGCUUCAAUUUCCUGACUUGGUAGUCGUCAGACCUGCAGUUGGAAAUAUCAAAUUUUCCGAAUUCCUAGAUCUAGUUGAAAACAAGAAUAACUCAUUGAAUAUAUCUGCCUAUUUAGAAUAUUCUUCGAUCCGUGAAUAUUUUCCAGAACUGGAAAAGGAUGUGAAACCGUUUACCUUUGUCGACGGAAUUUUAAAAUCAUCUAGUUUGAAUAUUUGGUUAAGCAACGGAAACACGUUGGGAAAGCUUCAUUUUGAUCCGUUUGAAAACUUCUUAUGCCAGAUGCGCGGCAACAAAAAGCUGACAUUGUUUGAUCCGCACCAGAAUCACAAUUUGUACGAAGCUCACAUACAAGAAGGAUUACUAGGAUAUGAACACAACACAAACAAGUUCAGCUUUCAAAAACUUUUAGACAGUACAUCAAUGGUGAUGUCACCUGUGGACAUUCUUAAUCCUAAUUUUGAGCGCUUUCCUAAUUUUACGAGAGCCGAGCCAAUGGAAUGUUACCUUAAUGAAGGUGAUGUUUUAUACAUGCCGUCCUUUUGGUGGCAUGAAGUCCAAUCGUAUCCAAACCCCACGGAGAAGAGAAAUUUGGCUGUCAAUUUUUGGUACUAUCCAUUUCUUACAAAAGAAUUUCCAUGUGCAGGAUGUAAACUGGAUGUUAAUCCUUUGUAUCGCAAAAUACUUGAGCUGUUUUAAU